ACCCUGAAGGAGCAUCUGGACGAGAGCAGACGCAUCUGAAGGGAUGAGCUCCGGCAUGGCUGGCGCCAACACGGAGCAACCCGCUGGCACAAGGCGGAACAGCACGAGCGAGGCCGGCCCCGCAGCGAGGCGUGCCUCCAGAGCGACAGACACCAACACCGAAGGUACACGGGUCCACAGCCACCACAGGAGCGCUGCUGCAGCCCAUCUUGGCGCUGAGCGGGAGAGACCCAGCACGGGGACCAGCUCGGGGCUGUCUCCGUGUGGGGCUGGGGACUGCAACGACACUUUCCGUCUGCCACCUCCCUCCCGGCCCGAGGCAGUAGGAGCGCCGGGAAGCGGCAGAUGCAGAGUGUGACCCGCUUUUCCUCUGCCCUCCAGAGCGAGUUGCCGUCUGGGAUGCGGUGGCCGCCUACGUACAGGAGCACCUCCUGGUGCAGAAGGUGUGUUGGCUGUCGUCUUCCUCCUCUCCCUGUCCAGCUCAGCCUGCAGUUCCUCUGACUCUUCCCCUCCACACAAAGCAGGAAGCUCAGCCCAAAUUGCUCUGCUGUGCAUAGCGUGGGCUUCCUGCAAAGGCAGCAUCGCUUGUGCUAGGCGGGCUCCGAGCUCAGGGCCGAGCCCAGCCUCGGGAAGCCUCUGGAUUCCACCAGGCUGCUUCCGCCCUGACUGCUGUGCUGCAUUUGGGAGGGCAAGGGGAGGGAGAGGACUGUGCAGCUCCUUCCCAAAGCCUCUCCCGCUGCCCUGCCCGCUGGUGCCUCUGAGCAGCGGGAGAGGGCUUCUGAGCUCUGUCCCUACGUGGGACCCCCUCCAGCUCUUCCUCCAGCCGGCCCAUAACCCUGCAGCCCGUGCUUUCUCUUCCACUCGCAGGGGGUCUGGAUUCCCACCUUCGGCUCAUUCGACACCAUCUCUAAAGACAUCAGGACUGCGGACGGGACCGUGACUCUGCGGUGGCCCGUGUUUCAGCUGGCCAGGAACCUCAGAGCCAUGCACCACCUCGGGUCCGACAAGGACUCCCUGCCAGCCCAUAGGGAGGUGGAGACCCUGAAAUACAGCGAGGUGGCUGCCGCUGCCAAUGUGACCUGGCAGAGAGGGAAGACCUGCAUCCAAAGCACCGUGUCCCUCCUCUCCAACUGCCUCAAGAAUGGGGAGAACGUUGCCUUUGUCCUGAAAGACAUAGGAGUGCUCCUCUUUGAAGGCAUGAGCUUUGGAAUUAAAUACUAUUAUGACUUCCUUGAGAAGCUCUCCGGGAAGGAGAAAUUCAGAAAAGUUGUUUUCAAGGUGAGCUGGAGGUUUCUCCAUGGCCCGGGCAGUCCCGUGACCCUUGCUCUGACUGCACAUGGCCCACCAGGACCUGGCCAGCUGCUUGGGCUGUGCAGGUGCUGCGGUGGUGUCAGCUCUCCCUGCCUUGGGCUCCUCCAGUCCUGAGGGCCUCAGCCAUCAGAAGGAUGUCCCACAACCUCCCUGUUCCUCCCCUGCAGGCCCCCUGGCUGCUGGACACGCUGGUGUCCCGGGUGGCACCGGUGGCCUCCCUGACGCACUCUGGCCACCUCGUCGUCUUCCCCAUGUUUCAGAAGCAGGUUGCACCCAAACCACCGCCCAGGAUAUUCCGCAAGGCCUCCGGAGAUCUCCAUGGUGAGGGGAAGCAAAAGAAAGAAGGGGCUUUGCCACCUCUUGUCCAGGGCAAGAAAGUGAGGUUUGCUGAAGUGCCAACGUACAUCAGACGCUUCAGCGUUGCAAGUACUGCUGGACAAAGCUCAAGAAGCAGAAGAAGCUUACAGCAGGAGAGCUUUUCGUCCAGUCCGCUGCCAGCGAUCCUGAGAACGUCUGAAGCCCGCGAGCAGCCGGUGACCUGGCAGCCGCAGGGCCAGGCAGGAAACGAAGGCCAAGAACACCUGGGCCAAACAACAGGAAAAAAACAUGUCCGGUUCCGCGGAGAUGAACAAGGAGCGGGAGAGGACCGUGAGGCUGGAGCGGCGGCCAUGUGGAAAGCAAAGGCCUCGCACCCUCAGGUUGCCGGGAGGCAGGUGGCAUCUCGCAUCAAAGACAGGAGAUGUUCAUUAAGAGCUGAGUCCAGCCUGUCCAGGGAUACCAAAGGCCAUGCAUUCCGGCCGCCGUUACUGCAUCGUGACUCUGUGAAACUACUCAGGCAGAGGCAGAUGGCCAAGAAGGACAGGCCGGCGCAGGCAGAACCUCAGGAGACGGCGGCAUCACCGUCUCACCAUGAGUGCAGCCUGCCUGAGGAGCCCUCCACCUGCAGAUCUGGUUUGCUGCCACCCACACGCAACAGACCAGAGUCUCCCAGGAGUCCGCCUCCAAGGACCACAGCCCCGCGCCGCAGGCCGCCAACACCCUACCCGUUUCUGCCACGUGACUCUGUCAAACUACUCAGGCAGAGGCAGAUGGCCACGAAGGACAGGCCGGCACAGGCAGAACCUCAGGAGACGGCGGCAUCACCGUCUCACCGUGAGUGCAGCCUGCCUGAGGAGCCCUCCACCAGCCGAUCUGGUUUGCUGCCACCCAUACGCAACAGACCAGAGUCUCCCAGGAGUCCGCCUCCAAGGACCAAAGCCGCGCGCCGCAGGCCGCCAACACCCUACCCACGCUGAGCAGGGCAUGGGGUGCCCGGGACAGACAGAGCUGCCCCUGAGCCUGCAAAACUCCAUCUGCACCAUUCCUGGGUGCCAGCUCCCUGUAGAAAAGCAGAGGUAGAGGGACAGUGGGGACUGGGCUGGAUUCAAGAAAGAACAUUCACGCUAGAAGCUGCGGAACAAGAUAGAUAAACGGCAUGAGAAAGGAAUGCUGAGAACAAAGGACGCCUCCAGGAGACAAAAACAAGAGUCAUGCGAGAAGCACGAUCACCGCAUGAUAACGACCCCGGGUGGAGGAAGAGCACGUGGCUACGAACAACUCGUGACACCGAUGGAUAAGCUCCUGCAUGCACGCUUAAGGAGUCGACCAGGGGUGACUGUGUCAAAUGAUUUUUUGACAUGGAAAGGGGGGUGGGAAAAUGGGAAAGAGAGAACUUGGGGAUGUUUGAACCUGCAAUAAACAAUUUGGAUCAUUCA
Gallus gallus (chicken) is the source of this 3065-nucleotide messenger RNA. RefSeq names its product serine/arginine repetitive matrix protein 1-like. The transcript has 5 exons. Bases 1446 to 2606 code for a protein of 386 amino acids. The record is from RefSeq and is a predicted model, not a curated record. NCBI's taxonomy places the organism in Eukaryota, Metazoa, Chordata, Aves, Galliformes, Phasianidae.